Messenger RNA from Nanorana parkeri, 924 nucleotides. Its product is annotated as neuronal pentraxin-1-like. Lineage: Eukaryota; Metazoa; Chordata; Amphibia; Anura; Dicroglossidae. Bases 1 to 789 code for a protein of 262 amino acids. The record is from RefSeq and is a predicted model, not a curated record. The transcript has 5 exons.
AUGGUUGUGUUUAACAGCCAGGAGCAAAGAGAAAUAACUGGUAUUUCCCGGGACAGGGGAAGUAGAAACUCUUCUCUGUUUUCAACUUCACUGAGAGAUACCUUACAAAAGAAGAUCAGUGUCCUAGAACAUCAGAUCUAUGAGAAACACAACAGCUCCGAACACCAUAAUAAAGAAAACUUUAGAGUCAGUUUCCCUCUCAGAACAAAUUACAUGUACGCCAAGGUCAAAAGGACUCUUCAUCAUGAGAUUUUCGCAUUCACCAUCUGCUUGUGGCUAAAGUCUAAUUCAUCUCCUGGUGUGGGCACACCCUUCUCAUACUCUGUUCCCGGCCAAGCCAAUGAGGUGGUGCUUAUCGAAUGGGGCAACAACCCAAUGGAAUUGCUUAUUAAUGACAAGGCUGCCACAUUACCACUGGCCAUCAAUGACGCUAAGUGGCAUCACGUAUGUGUCACUUGGUCAACCAGAGAUGGGGUAUGGGAGUCUUACCUGGAUGGUGUGAGACGAGGAAAUGGAGAAAACCUGGCAGCAUGGCAUCCAAUUAAACCUGGUGGAGUUUUUAUCUUGGGACAGGAACAGGACACGUUGGGAGGAAGAUUUGAUGCUACGCAAGCCUUUGUGGGUGAAAUCUCUGACUUUAACAUGUGGAGCCACAUCCUAACUCCAGGUGAGAUCUACAAGCUGGCCACAUGUGCGGCUCACUCCACCGGUGAUGUCAUAGAGUGGACGGAGUCUUCAAUGGAGCUCCACGGGGGUGUAUCCAAACUCCCAUUUAAUUCUUGCCAUUGACAUGAGGGGUCCCUCCACAUACAGCAUGCUCUGAUAGGGGGCCCAGACAUGGAAUGGGCUCCCACCACACCAAAGACUAUUGCUUCAAUUGGAGUAGAAACAAUUGUAUGUCCUAUUUUUCCUAUUAUAUCACUU